This is a messenger RNA of Anopheles moucheti, 671 nucleotides long. Its product is annotated as respirasome Complex Assembly Factor 1. The record is from RefSeq and is a predicted model, not a curated record. NCBI's taxonomy places the organism in Eukaryota, Metazoa, Arthropoda, Insecta, Diptera, Culicidae. The transcript is spliced from 3 exons. The coding region runs from base 90 to 497 and encodes 135 amino acids. Gene Ontology annotation, biological process: mitochondrial respirasome assembly.
UUAAAAAGCGAGCUGUGUGGAACUUUGUAAAUUUUACCGUGCUGUGAAUGGUAUCACUUGAGCCAAAACCCAGCAUUUAAGCAAUAAAAAUGGUAGUUAAAACAGCCAAUUCCGACAAAGCAUCGAAGACCAAACAGUCUCACAUCGCUUCAGUGUGGAACCGUGCUAUCAAACCCAAUUCGGAAUGGGCUGAAAAGGAUGAUUUUCUGGAUGUAGUAUACUGGGCCCGGCAGGUGCUAAGCAUUCUAAUUGGAAUAGUAAUGGGUCUCAUUCCACUGAAAGGAUUCGUUGCGCUUGCUUUGUUUGCCUUGCUGAACUGUGGUGCCGUUUAUCUGUACAGCACCAGCUUCCAGAACAUUGACGAGGACGCGUACGGUGGCAUGUGGGAAGUGGUGAAGGAAGGGUUCAUGACAUCUUUCGCGUGCUUUUUGGUCACGUGGAUUAUUUUCUACACCGGCAUCCAUUUCGAUAGCGUUGUAAUAGAGAAGAGUCUUUAGAAUCUUUUCUAAAUGCCAUUGUUACACACUCAUCCAUGGGAGAUUUGUAAAGCGGAAGUAAGGGGAUGCGCUCGUUGUUUUGAUUAAUUUAUUGUAUACAUUCAUCAAAUAAAACCCCGUACUGUGCGCGUUUUUACGCGUGCAACACAGAACAACCAAAUAAAGAGAAUGUAA